AUGCCGCUGAACGACAGCCAUUUAGUUUCUGCGGGUCAUAACUCCGAUGCCAACCUCUUAGACAUUUCGGGUUCAACUCCACGUUUGCCUUUACCAACGAUGUCAGAGGAUAACAUCGAGGCGUAUUUUUAUUCAUUAGACUUUUGGUUCGAUGCAUCUUCCGUAACUAGCGAUACACGGAAGUUCAAUAUCGUUCUUGCUAGUGUUUCACCAACUAAGUUAAUGGAACUCAGACCAACUAUAGAGGCCGCACCGAUAAGCGGCAAAUACAAUUAUAUACAGCAGAAACUGAUAGAGCAUUUUUCGGACAGUCAGCAGCGCCGGCUACAACGAGUGUUAAAAGACAUGAAGCUGGGCGACCGCCGUCCUAGUGAACUUUUCAAUGACAUGAAACGCGCAGCCGGAACAACACUUAGUGAUAGCAUUUUACAUGACUUGUGGGUCAGUAGGCUACCACCAUACGUACAGGCGGCAAUUAUUGCUACGAACGUUGCCAUCGUUGAGAAAUUAAAAAUUGCUGAUUCUAUUACUGAAACCAUUGGAAUGCGCGACAGUCAAGUGCAUGAAGUUUCGGCAGUUAGUGAGGUUUCAGAUCUAAAGCUCGAAAUAGCUGAGCUAACUAAGCAAGUGCACAAACUUUUAAAUGAUAAAGAGCGUCGUGUUCAUUCGCGUUCCCGAUCAAGGUGGCGUGGAGGUCGCCCCUUCAUGGCGAAAUCGAACAGUAACUUGUGUUGGUACCACGUGAAAUUCGGCGAAAAGGCGACUAAGUGUCGAGAGCCCUGCAGUUUUUCAUCAUCAAAGAAAUCCACUUAG
Rhagoletis pomonella (apple maggot) is the source of this 813-nucleotide messenger RNA. RefSeq lists its product as uncharacterized. Lineage: Eukaryota; Metazoa; Arthropoda; Insecta; Diptera; Tephritidae. The coding region runs from base 1 to 813 and encodes 270 amino acids. The record is from RefSeq and is a predicted model, not a curated record. The transcript has a single exon.